AUGAGCUUCCCAAGCUUUGUCUUCCAUCAACUCUUCGUUCGUUCAGCUCAACUUCCACCUGCAAUCAGCCCCAAAGACCAAAAUAUUCCCAUCACUGGCUCAAAUACUGGAAUUGGACUGGGAGCUGCCCGACAAUGUGUUAAGAUGGACGCCAACAACCUGAUUCCCGCCGUGCGGAAUAUCUCCAAAGGCAAAGCUACAAAAGCCGACAUCCUCAAAUCUAACUCCGCAUCGAAAACGCGAGUCGAGGUAUGGAAUCUUAAUCAAGAGUUCAUAAAAUCAGUAAAUGCUUUCGGGAAGCGAGUUCAAGGACUGCUACGUCUGGGCGUUGCUAUAUUAAAUGCUGCAAUCUUCAAGUUCGAUUGGCCCUCUUCUCCUGAGACUGGUUUCGAGUCGUCACUGCAGGGCAAUCAUCUUUCUACAGCUCCCUUGACUUUAUAUCUCCUCCAGGUCUUGGGAAAGACUUCAAGAGAACUCAAACGAACUACACGCCUUACAGCAACAUCAUCCGAAGUAGCUCUGUGGACGCCGUUCAAAGAACAAAAGCCGGAAAGGAUACUUGACUAUCUCAAUGACCAGGAAUGCGAAAGCGCGCGGCAUUGA
Molecule: messenger RNA, 603 nt
Organism: Hyaloscypha bicolor E
Lineage: Eukaryota; Fungi; Ascomycota; Leotiomycetes; Helotiales; Hyaloscyphaceae
Exons: 1
Coding region: 1-603 (200 amino acids)
Source: RefSeq, a predicted model, not a curated record